Molecule: messenger RNA, 2838 nt
Organism: Amaranthus tricolor (Joseph's coat)
Lineage: Eukaryota; Viridiplantae; Streptophyta; Magnoliopsida; Caryophyllales; Amaranthaceae
Product: DEAD-box ATP-dependent RNA helicase 32
Exons: 8
Coding region: 140-2389 (749 amino acids)
Biological process (GO): rRNA processing
Cellular component (GO): nucleus
Molecular function (GO): ATP binding; nucleic acid binding; RNA helicase activity
Source: RefSeq, a predicted model, not a curated record
AUCAAACGCUAAUUACCUAUCGGCUCUAUACCAUCCACUAUCCACCACUUCCACUUUCAUCUCUUUCCCACGACCGCCAAAACUUCCUCAAAACCCUACUCUACCCAAAAGCAUCCAACUUCUCUUCAAAUAACCAAAAAUGGGGAAACCCAAAUCAAAACGCCGUCAACUAGGCAAAGAAAGACGGCAACAAGAAACAGAAGAAAUCAAAUUCCUUCAAAGUUGGAUUGAAUUUGGAAAACCCGCAUCGGGUUCGAACCCAUUAUCACUCCCACCAUUGCCUGGCGACUCUCCGCUGGGCAAAUUGAGUGAUGACACUUUCUCUAGAUAUAGUGGGUGUGAUUUAUUUAAGCAAAUGCCUUUAUCAAAGAAGACUAAAGAUGGAUUAAGAGAUUCUAAGUUUACUAAAAUGACUGACAUUCAAAGAGCUUCUUUGCCUCAUUCUCUUUGUGGGCGUGAUAUUCUUGGUGCCGCACAAACUGGGUCCGGAAAGACUUUGGCUUUUGUUAUACCUGUGUUGGAGAAGCUAUACAAAGAAAGAUGGAGUCCAGAGGAUGGUGUGGGCUGCAUCAUUAUAUCUCCUACAAGGGAAUUGGCAAGUCAACUUUUUGGUGUUCUGAACUCAGUUGGGAGGCACCAUGGAUUCAGUGCUGGUUUGCUUAUUGGUGGUCGUAAAGGUGUUGAUACAGAGAAGGAACGUGUGAAUGAGUUGAAUAUUUUAGUUUGUACUCCUGGGAGGCUUCUUCAGCAUAUGGAUGAGACACCAAAUUUUGAGUGUUCUCAGCUUCAGAUUUUAGUUCUUGAUGAGGCAGAUCGGAUACUUGAUACUGGUUUCAAAAAAGAUAUGAAUGCAAUCAUAUCUCAGCUACCUAAGAAAAGACAAACCUUACUCUUUUCUGCGACACAAACAAAAUCAGUUCAGGACCUAGCAAGGCUCAGCUUGAAAGACCCAGAGUAUCUCAGUGUUCAUGAGGAAGCCACUACUGCUACUCCUAAACACUUGCAGCAGACUGCUACUGUGGUCCCUCUACAUCUGAAGCUAGAUUUUUUAUGGAGUUUCAUAAAAGCACAUUUAAACUCAAGAAUUCUAGUGUUCCUUACUAGUCGCAAACAGGUCAAGUUUGUUUUUGAGGCCUUCAAGAAACUGCGUCCAGGUAUUCCCUUGAAGUGUUUACAUGGGAAAAUGAAUCAGGAAAGAAGACUAGGAACGUAUUCCCAGUUUAGUGAAAAACGUGCUGUUUUAUUUUCAACCGAUGUGAGUUCAAGAGGUCUCGAUUUUGACAAAUCAGUUGACUGGGUCGUUCAGAUGGAUUGUCCGUCAGAUGUUGCUACUUACAUACAUAGAGUUGGUCGCACUGCUCGAUAUAAUGCUGGUGGGAGAGCUGUAUUAUUUGUGGAGCCAUCAGAAAUAAAAAUGAUUGACAAACUAAAAGAAGCAAAAAUUCCUAUAAUUGCAAAAUUGGCAAAUAAAGAGAGAUUGCAGCCUGUCUCUUCUCUGCUAGCAGCUUUAUUAGUGAAGUAUCCUGACAUGCAAAAUUUGGCUCAAAGAGCAUUCAUCACAUAUCUGAAGUCUGUCUGCAAAGAAAAGGAUAAAGAAGUUUUUGAUGUGAUGAAACUUGGCAUUGAUGAUUUCUCAGCAUCACUGGGUUUACCAUUGACGCCAAAAAUCCGUUUCCUGAAUCAGAAAAAUGUAGGGAAAACUCUAUCAAAACCAGGUUCAACUGUGGCUUUAGACAAGUCUGCUACAGAAAAUUUGCUGGAACCCCUGGACAUAAGACAUAGCGAAGCUGAUGAAGAAGAAUCUGAUGAAGAUGAGUCGGAUAACGAUCUUUUAAAGGAAGAGAGUUUGUCUAAAUUGAAGCCAGCAAUAACUGAAAUUGAAUCUGUUGUGCCGGCUACCAGAGUUUUAAAGAAAAAGAAGCUGAAAAUUAAUAUUCACAGACCAGUAGGCACAAGGGUUGUCUUUGACGAAGAGGGCAAAGCUCUUCCGCCUCUUGCCACUAUAGCUGAUACAAAUGGAAUAAAUAACACAUCUGCUGUUGACAUAGAUAAAGUGCAAGAACGAUAUCAGAAGGUGAGGGACUUAUUGAAACAAGAGGAUAAAGUGGACAAGAUCCAUGCACGUAUGCUCCGCAAAGAGAAAAGAUUGAAGCAAAAAUUGAAGUGGAAGAGAGAGAGGUCGGAAGAAGACGAUGAAGACGUCACUGAGUCAGAUGAAGAGGCCACUGCAGACCGACCAAGCAAAAAAUCAAAAAUUUAUUUUGAUAAUGACAGUGAUGAUGACGUGGAGACAAAAGACAAGAAAAUAAUGGAUAUCAACACUAGUAAGAUCUCUUUGGCAGAACAAGAAGAACUGGCUCUCAAGUUGCUUGGCUCAAUGCACUCCUAAGUUUCUACAUGUUCGUUACACAAUCAUCAGUUGUUAUGGAGGUCGUUUCGAGGAUUUGUGCUGUGGUUUGAUAUCAUUUCUUGUGCCUGGCAGUGGCACGCAUCCACCAUCUUGGAUAAAAUUUCGACAAAGAAAUUUUUUUAUGAAAAAUGAUAGAGUUUUCAUUUAAUUCUUAUAUGGAUACAAGUAGAUAGAUGGGUUAUAUUGUUCUGUUUAGUGUUUCUACCCCAUUUUUGGUAGAUUAUGCUGUAAAUGCAAUUUUGAGUUGCGACAAAGGAUGUUUUGGAAUUGUGUUUGCAGGAUGUGUUCUCAUUAGGCUUUCAUGUAGUAUUUUAGCACUUAUUAAUUAAGAUUUGUUGGGGCUGUAUUUUCUUCACUAUAUUUGAGAUAUUUCAUUUUUGUAAAAUGACCAUAUUUUAUUAUAUCAAUUGUUUCUCUAAAUAUAUCCA